UGUGGACCUCCUCAGGUGCCUCCAGGGCCCGCCGGGAGGCCAGCCGUCGGCUGAGGGAGCCUGCCCAGCAGCGCCUUAGCGUGCGAGGCGAUGGGGGCCGGGUCCCCUCAAGGAGCAGGUGCCGCUGCCGGACGACGAAGAAUUCUAGAGGCAAUUCGGAAUCAGAAUUAAACACUGAAAUGUUUUUCCAUUGGAGGACAGUGAGGAGGUUGUGUUUCAAGAAAUUCCCAUUGCAGCUUAUUAUCCAGGCAAGAACUAUAUCAGGUGCUGAUGCUGUUAAUGCUUUGCGACCAUUUUACUUUGCAGUACAUCCGGAUUUCUUUGGCCAGCAUCCUAGAGAAAGGGAAAUCAAUGAAAAUUCUUUGAAGAGAUUAAAUGGGUAUUUGGAGAACCUCCAGAAACCAGGUUUCAGGUCUUUUAAACCAACUCGGCUUACUUUUUAUGUACGAGAGAAAGAACAAAACCCUUCUGAUGUUCAAUCAUUUGGAGCUUCAGGAUUUCGAGCUGUCAGUUUCACUUUGCACACCAGAGACUUAUUAAGCACAGUUUUAGACAUCCUGAACUCCUGUAGUUUAUCUACUGAGCAUGUCCAGAGCUUGAAUGGCAAUGCAGAUGCUCAGUCUAACCAGAGAGCACGAAGAACAUUCAGCCGACCUAUCAAAUGGGACAAGACAUAUUACUCUUUUACUGGAUUCAAGGAUCCUGAGGAAGAACUAGAGCAGGCCCAGAGAAUGGAAAUUACUCUCAGUUCCUGGUUAGAAAAUAAUGAGGAAAGUGCAGCAAAGAAGCUGAAAGAUAGUUUACCACUCAGGAAAGAACUAGACCGUUUGAAAGAUGAACUUUCUCAUCAGCUACAGCUCUCUGAUAUUAGAUGGCAGAGGAGCUGGGGUAUUGCACAUCGGUGUAGCCAGCUACACAGUCUAAGUCGGUUAGUUCAACAGAGCCCAGAGACACCAAGAAAUGCAAAAGGACGCACAGUGAUAUUUACAGACCAUUCAGGCAUGAGUGCAGCAGGCCAGGUUAUGCUAGGAACUAUGGAUGUUCACCACCACUGGACCAAAAUUUUUGAAAGGUUGCCAAGUUACUCAACACUUCAAAGAAAAGUGCUGCUGUUGGAGGAACAUAUAAGCCAUCUUUUGGGAGGCAUACAAAUAACUUAUGUUGAAGAGCUGCAACCAAUGCUAACGCUUGAAGAGUAUUACUCUGCCCUUGAUAACUUUUAUAACCGAGUCUGUAACAGCAGGCUUGCAUUUCACCCUCGUAGCCUGCGUGGAUUGCAAAUGAUUCUAGAAAGUGACAGGUAUGCACCAAGUCUGCAUGAACUAGGGCAUUUUAUCAUCCCAACAGUCUGUGAUCUUGCAGCCCUUCAGUGGUUUAUCAUCACUAAAGCACAGCAAGCAAGAGAGAAACUGAAAAAAAAGGAUGAGUUAAUGGCACUAGAAAAGGAACUGAUUGAGGCUGCAACGGAGAAAUUUCAUAUCCAGCGGCUCUACAAGGAGCCCAGCGUUUCCAGCGUGCAGAUGAUCCAUGCGUGCAAAAGACUGCUGGAAGAGUCACUGCCAUACCUUCAGGGCAUGCAUCUUUGCAUUUCCCAUUUCUAUUCUGUGCUACAAGAUGGCGAUCUCUGUAUCCCUUGGAACUGGAAGAGCUGAGGACGCGUGCUUAAUAAACUAACAAGCAUCUUGUGUUAAAAGGAAAUGGAGCACUACAUAGAACUUCAGGGUAAAGGUACCGGGGUGUUCAUUUUCAUGCCAGUAUUGCAAGUAAGCUAAGGCAUCUCCUUAGUUUUUAACUGCUGAUCAGAAAAUGACAAACUGCUGUUCAAGACUCUUUGUUUUUAAAAGGAAAUAUACAUAGUCUUCACAAAAGGCUGAAUUGAAGUUGAGGAUGACUUGGUUUCAGGAUCUGUUGUGGGAAUGAGUUAUGCAAUGCUUGAACAAAAGCUAAACAGUACAAACAAUAUGUGGCUUUCAUAUAUAAAAUUGUGUGAAUACUAAAUAUACCCAUAAUAUACAUAAAUAGUAUGGAUUUUAAUAUUUCAGAAAUUGUCUUUAGAGAAGCAUUCUCCAAAGUUUUUCCAAAGCCAUAGCUUGUGUUGCCAAUAUUCCAGUUUCAUAUCCAUGCAUAAGAGUAUUUAUUAUACAGCCUAUUUGCAAAAGUUUUAUAAAUGUCUAUUAAACUCUGUUACCAGUACGACCUUGCAUUUUUAGUGUGUUCUUUUAAACAUAUCUAAAAAUGUAUCCAGUUAUGUAGUGCUUUGUUUCUAUACAAGAUUUGCAAAGCAUUCUUUUUUUAAAUGAAGGAUCAUAUGUUCUUUGUAAGAGCAUUAGGGAAAUAAGAGAAGAUUUGCUAAGCAAUGGAAACACACUAUUUCAUUGGUGCAUAUGUGUAUUUCUUAAGGGAAGAUGCAUUAGUGCACCUCUGUUUACAAAUAUGUAUGGGUUUGAAUGUUACUGGACAGCUCUUCUUUUCCAGUUUCCUUGCAAACUUUGCCCCCACUCCUGAACUCCAUAUUUUUAAGACUAGUUUACUGCAAAAGGUGGUACAUGUUUUGCCUCAGCAGAAGAUGGCAGGUAUGCAGAUCCUUGCAGAAUAAUCCCUAAAGUUUGAAGUACAACUUUUGUUGCUGUCUGAUGUUGAUCAUCUGAAAACUCUUGUCAGUACUUUUUAAAUUACUCAUGUUUGGAUGUCAAGGGUUUUGUUUUUGUUUUUAGAAAUAAAGCAGUGUCUUAACA
Messenger RNA from Varanus komodoensis (Komodo dragon), 2735 nucleotides. It is a transcript of the gene TCAIM, whose product is annotated as T cell activation inhibitor, mitochondrial. The record is from RefSeq and is a predicted model, not a curated record. Bases 180 to 1652 code for a protein of 490 amino acids. Gene Ontology annotation, cellular component: mitochondrion. NCBI's taxonomy places the organism in Eukaryota, Metazoa, Chordata, Lepidosauria, Squamata, Varanidae. The transcript has 11 exons.